This is a messenger RNA of Gadus morhua (Atlantic cod), 3892 nucleotides long. It is a transcript of the gene dnajc6, whose product is annotated as DnaJ (Hsp40) homolog, subfamily C, member 6. The transcript is spliced from 19 exons. Gene Ontology annotation, biological process: clathrin-dependent endocytosis; synaptic vesicle uncoating. NCBI's taxonomy places the organism in Eukaryota, Metazoa, Chordata, Actinopteri, Gadiformes, Gadidae. The record is from RefSeq and is a predicted model, not a curated record. Gene Ontology annotation, cellular component: intracellular membrane-bounded organelle; cytoplasm; postsynaptic density. Gene Ontology annotation, molecular function: clathrin binding. Bases 412 to 3135 code for a protein of 907 amino acids.
CCUCUCUGGCUCUCAGGACCGUCGCCUGACACGGAAGCCUCUGUCGAAAUGUCAUGAAGGAACGCCGCUGCAGCCCUGGCUUAUUUUAUUCCACUUUUCCAACAUUUUGGAAAUUUGCAUUCAGUCAACACAUCAGGCCAGGGGAUCGGUGUACAUUUUGACUGACUGCUGCGAAUGACAACUCAAAGGUCGGUGUUUUUAAACGCAGCUGUGGUCCAGAUAGCAUCUCUACCGCGGAAGGAAGCUGGGCUUCGGGGAUCAUGGUAGAAAGCGCCGGUGAAGUUGGUCGAUAGCGGCGGGGAUAGCUUCAAUUUCGGAGGGCGAGGUAGCAGCAGCCACACAAUCGGCAGCUCGUUAGCAGCUAGCCUCGGACCGAAGGGGAGCCCGCUCCGGGAGCACGACUGCAGCACCAUGGACAGCUCAGAUAUGGAGGCCAACUAUGGUGGCGGUCUGCUGGACAUGGUGAAGGGCGGCGCCGGGAAGUUCUUCAGCAACUUCAAGGACAACCUGAAGGACACACUUAAGGACACCUCCACCAAGGUCAUGCACCAGGUUGCCACGUACACAAAAGGGGAGCUGGAUAUUGCUUACAUCACGUCACGAAUUAUAGUGAUGACCUACCCAGCCGAGUCGGCACAAAUUGGCUAUCAGAACCACGUGGAAGACAUCCGCUCCUUCUUAGACAGUCGCCAUGCCGACCACUACACAGUCUUCAACUUAUCACAGCGUAACUACCGUGGAGCCAAGUUCUCCAACCGGGUUUCAGAGUGCAACUGGCCUUCCAGGCAGGCACCAAGCCUACACAACCUGUUUGCUGUGUGUAAAAACAUGCACAACUGGCUCAAGCAGAACCCCAAGAACGUGUGUGUCAUCACCUGCUCGGACGGUCACGCCCCCUCCGGCGUGCUGGUGGGUGCCAUGUUCUGCUUCUGUCACCUCUUCGCUAACCCGGUGCCCGCCAUGCAGCUCCUCAGCGCCAAGAGGCCAGGCUCUGGACUCUGGCCAUCCCACCGCAGGUACAUCGGCUACGUGUGUAGCAUGGUGUCGGAGAGGCCCAGUCUGCCGCACUCCAAGCCCCUGGUGAUCAAGACCCUGACAAUGAGCCCCGUGCCCUGCUUCAACAAGCAGCGCAGCGGCUGCAGGCCCUUCUGUGACGUCCUUAUCGGAGAGACCAGGAUCUUCAGCACAGCGCAGGACUAUGAGAGGAUGAGGGAGUACCGUGUGCAGGACGGGAAGGUGGUGUUCCCCCUGGGCGUGAGUGCCCAGGGGGACGUGGUGAUCUCCCUCUACCAUAUGAGGUCCACCAUCGGGGGCCGCCUGCAGGCCAAGGUGUCCAACACCCAGAUAUUCCAGAUGCAGUUCCACACUGGCUUCAUAGAACCCGGCAGCACCAUGUUGAAGUUCAACAAACCAGAGCUGGAUGCGUGCGAUGCUCCUGAAAAGUACCCAGAGUUGUUCAGCAUCAUGGUGGAGGUGGAGGUGGAGGCCACAGACAAGCAGAAGGACCUCACCCCGCCCUGGGAGCAGUUCCCCUGUAAAGACCUUGGCCCAAACGUCCUCUUCACCUGUCACCAGGAGCACCAGGACGCCCUUGCUAUAGCUGAGCCUAGCCGGCCCCCCGGCGGUCCGGAGGGCCGGGGCCACGGGGAGGAGAGCGAACCCUCGGACGAUGAGAUCCUCUCUCUCUCCAGCCAUCAGAGCAUCACCAGCACCACCGCCGCAGCAAAACCCUCCUCCACCACCUCCGCUGCCACCUCGGUGGAGGCCGACCUCCUGGGUCUCGGCGGGGCGGCCAUGGACCCGGCCGGGCAGCCGUCUCACACCGCCUCCGUUGCUAACAACAACACCAACACCACUACUGGUGCCGCCGCUACCACAGACCUGCUGGGGGACCUGUUUGGGACCCAGUCCUCACCGGCCAGUGCAGCCUCCUCUGCCAAGUCCACGCCACACAAAGUGGCGGCAAGCGGGGCCUCUCCCUGCCCCUCGCCCGCACCAGCAGCGUUCAACCCGUUCGGAGCCGCCCCCACACCAAAGCCCCUGGAGCUGAUGGGCUCCAUCAUGGGACCAGGUCGAGGUUCCCCAGUUCCACCCACCACCCCUACUGUCAACGUCCAGCAGCAGAACGCCAUGGGAGGUUGGGACUGGAACAGACCGGCAGGCGCAGCAGGCUUUGGCGUGGGCAGUCGCUCGGCAACAAGCAGUCCCACAGGCUCCGUCCACAGCACCCCGACCCACCAGUCCAAGCCAAACACGCUGGACCCUUUUGCUGACCUCGGCAGCCUCGGAGGAGGCUCCGGCUUUUCCAGUAAGCCCACCACCCCAACGGGCACCACCCCGGUCUUCCCACCCAUGGGCUCCCCCUCCAGGCCCCCCCCCUCCCCGCAGCAUGUUGGGGGCUGGCCGACGCACGCCGGGGUUGUGGGCUUCCCCUCUUGGCAGCCUGGUAGUGCUGGUGCUGGUAGUGUUGGGCCGGCAGUGGCUGGAUGUGCUCCUGGUGGUGGAGGUGUCGCUGGUGGGAUUGGGUGUGGUGGAGCUGGUGGGUGGCCGCACCCGGGCCCACGCCCACAGUCCAAGCCCAGCCCCAGCCACACCCCCAUAGCCCACGGCUCUCCCCAGAACAGACCCAACUACAACGUCCACUUCAAUCCGAUGGGCGGAGGCUCCCCAGGUGCUGUGGGGCAGAAGGCCUCGGCUGGGAUGCCAGCUCCUAGACCAAAGGUGUCAAAUGCCAACUUUGAUGACCUGCUGUCUGGUCAGGGCUUCUGCGGGACCAAGGAGAAGAAGGGACCCAGGACAAUAGCUGAGAUGAGGAAGGAGGAGAUGGCCAAAGAGAUGGACCCUGAGAAGCUCAAGAUCCUUGACUGGAUCGAGGGUAAGGAACGCAACAUCCGCGCGCUGCUGUCCACCAUGCACACGGUGCUGUGGGAGGGGGAGACGCGCUGGAGGCCCGUUGGCAUGGCUGACUUGGUGACCCCCGAGCAGGUGAAGAAGGUGUACCGCAAGGCCGUUCUCGUGGUCCAUCCGGAUAAGGCCACUGGCCAGCCCUACGAACAAUAUGCCAAGAUGAUUUUCAUGGAGCUCAAUGACGCCUGGUCAGAAUUUGAUAGCCAAGGACAAAAGCCUCUCUACUGAGCGACCCAGUGAGACGACAUGUGGAGCAGAGAGAGAGAGAGAGAGAGAGAGAGAGAGAGAGAGAGAGAGAGAGAGAGAGAGAGAGAGAGAGAGAGAGAGAGAGAGAGAGGAUCCCAUUUACUUUCCUCCUGCCACCACUGAUCUUAAUACUAUCGCUGCUCCGCUCACAUCUGCCUUCAUAUCAGUUGUUUGGACCCCCAGCUUGUCUUCAUUCCCAGCUCCACCACCAUCCUCUCUACCAUGACAAAGACUUGAUAAUGACAAUAAUGAUAGAUAAUGACAAGUACUGUGUCCAGACUAAUAGAGUUAGAGAAUCACGAAGAACCAACCCUAGCCCCUCCAACAGCUACCCCGUCCUAAUAUAGUGUAGUGUCCGGGGCAACAAUGUCUGUCCGUUUGCAUGGUCCCUCAUACCACAGCCCUGAAGCAAUGCACCCUGCAGAGCAACAGCCCUCAACGACAAGACAAACUCCAGCAGACAGAGAUUCCAACCAAGUGAAUGGAAGAGGCCUUGACCCAAUGAAGAGCAUUAGGAGUAGCAUGGUGUAUCACAUGCUGGUUCUGAGAAUGGAUCACCGGUUAUAGGGUUGUGGUUGUUGUUGUUGUUGUUGUUGUUGUGGGCAUAUGCCCAUAGUGGAAGAUUGAACCCAGCAGGGCCCCGUUUCCCGAAAGUGGAUCGUGAAGUGCGUCGUACGAGCAUCGUACAGAUUUCCCACCGUUUCCCGAAAGCAUUGUUGGUAACGAACGUCGUGAAAAU